Messenger RNA from Acaulospora colombiana, 552 nucleotides. Lineage: Eukaryota; Fungi; Glomeromycota; Glomeromycetes; Diversisporales; Acaulosporaceae. The record is from the annotation of a GenBank genome assembly.
AUGACAAUUCGUGAAAGUGAACUGAUGAAUACCAUUAACGCCGCCACUGCCAUCAUUGGACAGCGGAGUGAUCUUCGACAAUCCGUGGUCUCAAGUCAUCCGGGAAAUUCGAUCGUUACCUCGGAUGCAAAGUCGUCGAGUGAUCUUGCGUCAACAAGCGAUGGUGUAGGCGUUGGGACCGUUGCAGCUCAUCAAUCAUCGACAUCACGUGCACCUCCAAUUAGCACUAUACCCGAAGGGGAAGGAAAUUCGGGAGAUGAAGAAUUAAGAGAUACACAAAGUCAACCGGCAGUGGUAGCGGCGACAAACGAUGAAGAAGCUGGCGGUGGCAGUAGAUAUAGAGGAUCGGUGUACGAAAGUGGAGUGCCAUAUCGUGCAAGAUUUCCGUUUGUGGCAAGGGAUGAUGAGUUGGGAUUUGAAGUUGGUGAUAUUAUUUACGUGACCGACACUAGCGACGAAGUGUGGUGGAAAGGAGCUAAAGAUGAUGGAACCGGAAAAUUUGUGUUGGGAUUCUUUCCAAAAACAUAUGUUGUACCAGAGAACGAAUCGUGA